Messenger RNA from Diabrotica virgifera virgifera (western corn rootworm), 896 nucleotides. RefSeq lists its product as uncharacterized. Gene Ontology annotation, molecular function: nucleic acid binding; RNA-DNA hybrid ribonuclease activity. The record is from RefSeq and is a predicted model, not a curated record. NCBI's taxonomy places the organism in Eukaryota, Metazoa, Arthropoda, Insecta, Coleoptera, Chrysomelidae. Gene Ontology annotation, biological process: DNA replication, removal of RNA primer. The transcript has 2 exons. Bases 74 to 781 code for a protein of 235 amino acids.
UCGGUCCUGGCAGGUAUACUAGUUGGUGCGUAUUUGUCAGCUCCAAACAAAAUAGUUAUUUAGAUAGUAGCUAAUGAGUAAAAAAAUUUUAUUUUCGCAUGCUCUAUACCAGGCCACCCUUGCUGUCAAUGCGUCCAGUAAUACCAAAUAUAUCAUACUCACAGACUCUCUAAGUUCGGUACAGUCAAUCCAAUAUGUCUACCCAUCUAAUCCUUUGGUUAUCAAAAUAAAACAAGAAGUUCAUACCGCUCAACUGAAUGGAAAAAUUAUCAUAUUCCUCUGGAUACCAUCCCAUAUUGGAAUUCAAGGAAAUGAAGAGGCAGACAACGCUGCAAAAGAAGCUGCAACUAGUGAUAGUGCGGAGUGUACGGAAACAUUUACGAGUGCGGAUGUGAAAGCGGCGGUCAAACGUAAAGUGCGGUAUAUGUGGGAAGAAAAGUGGAAAGUGUCAUCGGCCAAGCUACGCGAAAUUAAAAAAUCGAUAAAACCCUGGCCAACAUUACCAACAAGCCGGAGAGACCAGGUAAUAUUAACGCGACUCCGAUUGGGUCAUACGCGAUUAACUAAUAGUCAUGUUUUUUCCUACAAACAAGAACCAAGAUGUGACAACUGUGAAGAAAAGUUAACAAUCAAACAUUUAUUGGAGAAUUGCGCAGCAUUAACGCCAAAGCGCAUAUUGUACAAUAUACCAAACAAACUGAGUGACAUUUUAGGCCUACAGUGCAAUAUGUCAAAUUUAAAGAGGUUCCUAAGUGCAAUUAACAUUUUAUACAAUAUAUAAAAACACAAAUGUAUUAAAAAUUAUUGUUCACCACUAUUGUUUCGCUAAUAGCCAAUUUGGCUGAUGCGAUUUUUGUUAAUAAAAAAAAAAAAAAAAAAAAAAUUAUGUAUGUUAU